AUGUGCUGGACUCUGUACUACCUGUUCGCUUCGUUGAAGGGAGACCUGCCGUGGGCGCACUGCCGGAACGCCUGGAACACGGUGGAAUGUAAGGACAAAGACAUGCUCGCGCUCGACGCCUGUAUUCUUCGGGACAGAAACUUCUCGUCCAUCAGAAACACUUCCUUCUGUUUUUCGGCGAACGCUGCUGGAAAUCUGAGUAAGAUCCUGAACGCUACAGUUUUUCACAACGAGACGUACGUCAGCCCCAGCGAGGAGUACUUCAAGUACAACGUGCUGCACAUUUCCAAAGGGAUCGAGUUUCCGGGCGACCUGCGCUGGCCUCUGGCCGGGUGUCUGCUGCUGGCCUGGAUCAUCGUUUACGCCUCUCUCGCCAAAGGGAUCAAGUCCUCUGGGAAGGUGGUGUACUUCACGGCCACGUUCCCGUACGUGGUCCUGGUCAUCCUCCUGAUCCGAGGAGUCACUUUACCGGGAGCCUUCGACGGAAUCCUGUACUUCAUCACCCCCAAGUGGGAGAAGCUCAACGACGCCAAGGUUUGGAAAGACGCAGCGACUCAGAUCUUCUUCUCUCUCUCUGCGGCCUGGGGCGGCCUCAUCACACUGUCCUCAUACAACAAGUUCCACAACAACUGCUACAGAGACACCAUCAUCGUCACCUGCACCAACAGUGCCACCAGUAUCUUCGCCGGCUUCGUCAUCUUCAGCGUCAUCGGGUUCAUGGCUCACGAGCUCAAAGUCCCCAUCGAGCAAGUGGCCGACGAAGGUCCUGGGAUUGCGUUCGUGGUUUACCCGGAGGCCCUCACUCGUCUCCCGCUGUCUCCAUUCUGGGCCAUCAUCUUCUUCCUCAUGCUGCUCACACUGGGACUGGACACAAUGUUUGCGACGAUAGAAACGAUUGUGACGUCGGUGUCGGACGAGUUUCCCAAAUAUCUGCGGAAACACAAACCUGUGUUUACUCUGAUCUGCUGCUCCUCCUUCUUCAUCCUGGGCUUUCCCAUGAUCACAGAGAGUGGGAUGUACAUGCUGCAGCUGGUCGACACCUUCGCCGCCUCUUACUCCCUCGUCAUCAUCGCCAUCUUUGAGCUUGUGGGGAUCUCCUACCUCUACGGUCUGCAGAGGUUCUGUGAAGACAUUGAGAUGAUGGUCGGGUUUCAGCCCAAUCGCUUCUGGAGACUUUGCUGGGCCUUUGUCACUCCCACCAUCCUCACUGGGAUCCUCUUCCUGAGCCUGUACCAGUGGCAGACCAUGACGUAUGAGGACUACACGUACCCGGCCUGGUCCAUGGUCAUGGGGUGGCUCAUGGUCAUCUGCUCCGUCAUCUGGAUCCCCAUCAUGUUCCUCAUCAAGAUGCACCUGGCGCCCGGAUCCUUCUCGGAGCGGCUGAAGUUGGUGUGUUCGCCGCAGCCCGACUGGGGCCCGUUCCUCCUGAAGCACCGCGGAGAGCGCUACAAGAACAUGAUGGACCCACUGGGCACAAACUCACUGGGUCUCAAACUGCCGCCCAAGGACUUCCAGCUCGGAGCCUUCCAGUAG
Messenger RNA from Knipowitschia caucasica, 1533 nucleotides. Lineage: Eukaryota; Metazoa; Chordata; Actinopteri; Gobiiformes; Gobiidae. The record is from the annotation of a GenBank genome assembly.